AUGGGUGGCGGCGGCAUGACAGCAGCCUCAGCAUCCAUCAGUUCUGGCCCCGCGGAGGAACAUGGUGGUGGCAGUGGUGGUGGUGGUGGUGGUGGCGGCGGUGUGACGGCAGCCUCAGCAUCCAUCGGUUCUGGCACUGUGGAGGAACAUGGUGGCGGUAGUGGCGGCCGGAGGUGGGGUCAUGGAGGCGGCGAGAGUCACCCGUCCGGUGUAGGUGACCGGACUGGCAGCAGCGACGACGACGGCAGGCGCGCCCUUGGUGGAGGCGCAAGCAGCGGAGGCGGCAUUGCUGGAGUUGUGGGCUGA
This is a messenger RNA of Schistocerca nitens (vagrant locust), 306 nucleotides long. RefSeq lists its product as uncharacterized. The coding region runs from base 1 to 306 and encodes 101 amino acids. The record is from RefSeq and is a predicted model, not a curated record. NCBI's taxonomy places the organism in Eukaryota, Metazoa, Arthropoda, Insecta, Orthoptera, Acrididae. The transcript has a single exon.